This is a messenger RNA of Haemorhous mexicanus (house finch), 2898 nucleotides long. Its product is annotated as probable 2-ketogluconate reductase. Gene Ontology annotation, molecular function: NAD binding; glyoxylate reductase (NADPH) activity; hydroxypyruvate reductase [NAD(P)H] activity. NCBI's taxonomy places the organism in Eukaryota, Metazoa, Chordata, Aves, Passeriformes, Fringillidae. Gene Ontology annotation, cellular component: cytosol. Bases 1776 to 2762 code for a protein of 328 amino acids. The record is from RefSeq and is a predicted model, not a curated record. The transcript is spliced from 6 exons.
GAGCAUUGAUUCCCUGCAGAAAUUUGACUGUAUCCUGAAACACUUUUCAACCAAUAUUCCAAUAUUCUAUUUUUAUAUGAAAACACUGAAAAAAUGUUCUUUAAAGUGAUCAUAGGCCUACGGUUUUCUAAUUUAAGAAGAGCCCUGCUUAAUCUACAUGUUAAAACCAAUUGUUGAAAAAGUGUCUUUAUUUUUCAUGAGGGUAUCCUUUGAAAACCAAAGUAAAUUCCAAAAGAUUUAUUUCCUCCAUGCAGACAAAAACGAUGCUUUUAUCUUGACUGGCCAUGAAAGAAAGGUAGAAUUACCAUCAAAAUCACAUGGGUGAGGGUAUAACCUAAAGCAAAAUUAGUGACCAGUCCUGAUUGCAGCCCAGGGCCAAGCUUCUUCUUACAUUCCCUUUCCUAUUAGCAAUCAACAAAUGCAGAAAAUUCAGUAAAAUGGUUGUCACCUUCAUAAAGUCAGGAAGACUUUCCUUUAUUUUGCAACAUGGUCAGGCUCCCUGAAGGGAUGGUAGAAUGAAGUUCUAGCACAGGAAGUGUAGACAGGCCAGGAGUUAGACAUUCCAUUGGAAAUAGUGAAAUAAUACUAGCAAGGCAACAGAAUUGCUAGAGGAUUGCUAUUCCAAGAUCAUCAGCUCUUGAACACUCCCCACAGUUCUUCCCAAUAUUGCUGUAGAAAAUCAAAGGUAGCUAUAAAUAGUCUGUCAAAAAACCCGAAGUAACUCAAUUCACAGACCCUCUUGGGACCAAAACCAGAUGGUCGGGGAUUUUGGGGAAAAAAAAAAAAACAAACAAAAUAAUUUAGAGUGUGUAUGUCCUUGGAAAACACUUGCCUAAGCAGAUAUUAUUUUGCUAUUUUGGUAAUUUACAGUAGGCUCAGGAAAGGGCUCUGCAGUCACUGGAGUCUCUUCCAAGGGACAGGUGGCUGCAAAAAUCUCUGCAACAAAGCAUUUAAAAAUUAACCUGAUAACUCAAAGUUCACGAUGAAGCUGUGCAAGUUAUUUUCAUGACAUAAAUUGGGUACAACAUUUUUCUAAACUACUUGGGGCACUUUGUGAUUUCAGGGUAGCAAAGGAGAUUUAUUGCACUAUUUACUGCAGACUACUGAUGAUCUGAAACUAAGUAAUUAAUGACAAGUGUUGUGUUUUGAGCAAUGUAGCAGUAAUGUUGUGGUGCCUGUUUUUGAUUGUAAUUCAGUCCUAGUAGUUUUAUAAACCUCCCCCCCCCCAUUUUGUAUUGGUAUAGCAUAUUUUAUUACCAAUGGAUUGUUCCUUUCUCCCCUGUGUUGUUUGUUUUGGCCUGUGUUGUUUUUUUGUUGUUUUGCUCUAGUUGUCCAUCUCCCCAAAGACUUGCCCUUUUGUUCCCUGUUCCUCCUCCCACUGAAUGUCAGUCCUUCCCCAAGCCUGCCCCUUUCUGUACAAACUUCCCUAUCAAUUUUGUACCCUUCAAAACCUCAUGGGUUUGUUCAAGUUAUUCUCCUCCCCUGUAAUCCCCUAUCGGUUUAAAUAUUGUAUUCCCCGCCUUAUGUUCCACCCUCAGUUUCUCCCAAUUGGCUAAAGAUUGUACCCUCCCGUGGGACCUCCCUCCUUUAUAAGUUGGUGUGUGGGUUUGAUUUAGUGUCUUUCUGUCCCUGGCAGCUGCCUAGGGGUCGCUCACUCUUGCUGACAGUCUCGGGAGCUACUCAGGCAGAAGAAAUCCAGCACAGCAGCAGAAUAUGAAACCUUAGAUCACGAGGCCAGAACUUGUUCAGACUGAUUAUGUGAAUACCUCUGUAUCAUGGAAGGAGGAGAACUACCUUGGCUUUUGGUAAAUGAAAUUGGUGGCACUCGUGGGAUAUUACAUAGCCAUGUGCCAUUCCUGAAGAAACAUUUCCACCUCAUCACCAUGAAGGAAUUUCUUGAAAACAGAAAGGAUGUAGGCAAAAAGGUCCAAGCAAUCUAUUUGUGGUGGCACAAACCAGUCAUCGACAAAGAGCUCCUCCAGAGCCUGCCAAACUUAAAAGUGAUUGCAAAUUCAGGGGUGGGGAUGGAUCACUUGGAUCUGAAGCUUAUAGCUAGCUUUGGUGUGAAGAUGGCUAAUGCUCCACGUGCUGUUUCCAGCACCACAGCAGAUACUGGGAUGGCUUUGCUGCUAGCAUCUGCGAGAAGACUCGUGGAAGUCCAUAACAUUUCAAUUUCUCCAAGUAUGGACUACUGUGAAGCUGAUAUUCUGGGAGUUAAAGUUGCUGGAGCUACUCUGGGGAUCAUUGGCAUGGGCCGCAUUGGCUAUAAGAUUGCUGUGAGAGCCAAAGCAUUUGAAAUGAACAUUUUGUACCACAACAGGACACGAAGGAAAGUGCAAGAGGAGCAAGCUGUCGGUGCCACUUACUGCAAAAAGAUAGAUAGCUUGCUCCAGCAGGCAGAUUUUGUGAUGCUGGUGGUGAGCCUGACACCUCAGACACACAAGCUGAUCGGGAAAAGAGAGCUGGAGCUGAUGAAACCCACAGCUACCCUCGUUAACAUCAGCCGAGGUGCAGUAGUUGACCAAGAGGCGCUGGUGGCAGCUCUGCAGACCGGUGUUAUCAGGGCUGCGGCUUUGGAUGUCACCUCCCCAGAGCCACUGCCCAGAGAUCAUGCAUUGUUAAAAUUAAAGAAUGUCAUUAUAACACCUCACCUCGGCAUUAAAACAGACAAGGCCACCUACAUGAUAACAGAGGAAGCAGUUGAAAACAUACUAGCAGCCCUGAAUGGUCUCCCCCUACCCAGUGAAGUGCUCCCCAGCUGAUGUGUGAAAGGAUAUUGCAUGUCUUUUUAUUCUUCUCUUUGUCUUUUUGUUCUUAUCUUUCCCCUGCACAUCAGCUCUAAAGAUCUUGUUAAAUACAAGAAUGUCCAUACACCUCACUAAAGCUUGGAAGAAAACA